CCGCUUCCCCUGAGCGAACCUUUAGAACUCUGAGACAGACAAUAUUCUGUUACAUUGUAGCAAAAUGGCGACUGUCAUUCACAACCCCCUGAAAGCGCUCGGGGACCAGUUCUACAAGGAAGCCAUCGAGCACUGCCGGAGCUACAACUCGCGGCUGUGCGCCGAGCGCAGCGUGCGCCUCCCCUUCCUGGACUCGCAGACCGGGGUGGCCCAGAACAACUGCUACAUCUGGAUGGAGAAGCGGCACCGAGGGCCAGGCCUCGCCCCAGGCCAGCUGUACACAUACCCUGCCCGCUGCUGGCGCAAGAAGAGACGAUUGCACCCACCUGAAGACCCAAAGCUUCGGCUGCUAGAAAUAAAACCUGAAGUGGAGCUGCCUCUGAAGAAGGAUGGGUUCACCUCGGAGAGCACCACGCUGGAAGCCCUGCUCCGGGGGGAGGGGGUGGAGAAGAAGGUGGAUGCCCGAGAGGAGGAGAGCAUCCAGGAAAUCCAGAGGGUUUUGGAAAAUGAUGAGAAUGUAGAAGAAGGGAACGAAGAAGAGGAUUUAGAAGAGGACAUUCCCAAGCGGAAGAACCGGACCCGAGGCCGGGCUCGUGGCUCCGCGGGUGGCAGGAGGAGGCACGAUGUCACCUCUCAGGAAGACCAUGACAAACCUUACGUCUGCGACAUCUGUGGCAAGCGCUACAAGAACCGGCCGGGACUCAGCUACCACUACGCUCACACUCACCUGGCCAGCGAGGAGGGGGACGAAGCCCAGGACCAGGAGACCCGGUCCCCUCCCAACCACAGAAACGAGAACCACAGACGGACAGGAAGAAUAUCUCCUAAACAAGAACAUCUUUCUCAAGAGCAAGCCCAGAAGGGACCGGAUGGGACAGUCAUUCCCAAUAACUACUGUGACUUCUGCUUGGGAGGCUCUAACAUGAACAAGAAGAGCGGGCGGCCAGAAGAGCUGGUGUCCUGUGCCGACUGUGGACGCUCUGCUCAUUUGGGAGGAGAAGGCAGGAAGGAGAAGGAGGCAGCGGCCGCAGCACGCACCACGGAGGACUUAUUCGGUUCCACGUCAGAAAGUGACACGUCAACUUUCCACGGCUUUGAUGAGGACGAUUUGGAAGAGCCUCGCUCCUGUCGAGGACGGCGCAGUGGCCGGGGCUCGCCCACAGCAGAUAAAAAGGGCAGUUGCUGAAGCCGUGGAACGGACUGUCGGGCGAUCAGCCGCCCCCCUCUGACUAUGGCCCUUGUCCCGGUUCUGAUACCUAUAUUUUUUAAUGAAAGACAACCUAGGUUUUCCCUUUCUCUUUGCUUUUUCUGCUCAGAUUUCCACGUGUCCCUUCCUCCCCGCCAUCCCUCUCUGAGUACGUACAACAGAAGCACAAACUACUGAAACAAAACAGGACAAAACAGGGAAGGAGCAGGGCGGGGCUCCUCCGAGAGAGGGCGUCGUGAUGUGCUGUUUGUCUCCCAUAGAGAUAGAGCCUUAG
Lepus europaeus (European hare) is the source of this 1481-nucleotide messenger RNA. RefSeq names its product zinc finger protein DPF3-like. The coding region runs from base 65 to 1186 and encodes 373 amino acids. The record is from RefSeq and is a predicted model, not a curated record. Gene Ontology annotation, cellular component: nucleus. The transcript is spliced from 10 exons. NCBI's taxonomy places the organism in Eukaryota, Metazoa, Chordata, Mammalia, Lagomorpha, Leporidae.